Chinchilla lanigera (long-tailed chinchilla) is the source of this 863-nucleotide messenger RNA. Its product is annotated as intelectin-1a. NCBI's taxonomy places the organism in Eukaryota, Metazoa, Chordata, Mammalia, Rodentia, Chinchillidae. The record is from RefSeq and is a predicted model, not a curated record. Gene Ontology annotation, molecular function: oligosaccharide binding.
CAAACCAAGAAGGGUGUCAUCUACCAGACCUUCUGUGACAUGACCACUGCGGGUGGCGGCUGGACCCUGGUGGCCAGUGUGCACGAGAACAACAUGUAUGGGAAGUGCACGCUGGGCGAUCGCUGGUCCAGUCAGCAGGGCAACAGAGCCGACUACCCCGAGGGUGAUGGCAACUGGGCCAACUACAACACCUUUGGGACUGCAGAGGCGGCCACAAGUGAUGACUACAAGAACCCUGGCUACUAUGACAUCCAGGCCCAGGACCUGGGCAUCUGGCAUGUGCCCAACAAUAGCCCCAUGGAGAAUUGGAGGAACACCUCCCUGCUGAGAUACCGCACGUUCGUUGGCUUCUUCCAGCAUCUGGGACAUAAUCUGUUUGGCCUCUACCAGAAAUAUCCAGUGAAAUAUGGAGCAGGAAAGUGUUGGACUGACAAUGGGCCUGCGAUACCUGUGGUCUAUGACUUUGGCGAUGCUCAGAAGACGGCAGCCUAUUACUCCCCAAAUGGCCGCAAUGAAUUCACUGCAGGAUAUGUCCAUUUCAGAGUAUUUAAUAAUGAGAGAGCAGCGAAUGCCUUGUGUGCUGGAAUGAAGGUCACUGGGUGUAACACUGAAUUUCACUGCAUUGGUGGAGGAGGUUACUUCCCAGAGGGUAAUCCCUCGCAAUGUGGAGACUUCUCUGCUUUUAACUGGAAUGGAUAUGGGACUCAUACCGGAUGGAGCAGUAGCCAGGAGAUAACUGAGGCAGCUGUACUUUUGUUCUAUCGCUGACACGGUCUUGCUAAGAGACCUGGCCUUGCUCUACCAACUACCACGUCCAAGUGAUGGAGGCUGACUUACCUAGUGUCUAGAAUGCCAGUGGCUGA